CCUCUCACUCCACUCAUCCCUCUCUCACAUUGCCAUUGGCGUACUACUCUCAAGGUCUCGAGAAAACCAAGGAAGACACUGUGCCGUGCCGUGCCUUGCCUCGCCAUGUCGUCCUCCAUGGUGUCCAAGAACCCGCCUCCGGCGGCGCACGGAGACAGAGACGGCGAAGACGGGGGCGGAGGAGCCGCCACCGCGGUGGCGCCGGUGACGAGCUGCCUGUACCUGCACAGGCCCGGCCCCGGCGCUGGGGCGCUGGACAAGGACGCCGUGCUGCGCCGCAUCCGCCACCGGAGGCGCGCCAACCGCCUCCGGGACACGCUGCGCUCCAUGCUCCAGGCGCCGCCGCCGGAGCCGGACAUCAAGAACGGCGAGCGGCAGCUCGCGUGGCUCGACGACGCCUUCUCGGCGCCGUAGCUUAAUUAGUAACUGGUGGAUCUUCACUUGCGCAGAUUAAGCGAAUCCGAUGAUCCAUUGUACACUCUUCUCUUCUCUUCUCCUUGUGUAGAUCGAUCAAGAACAAGUGCAAAAUAAUC
Molecule: messenger RNA, 533 nt
Organism: Phragmites australis (common reed)
Lineage: Eukaryota; Viridiplantae; Streptophyta; Magnoliopsida; Poales; Poaceae
Exons: 1
Coding region: 106-414 (102 amino acids)
Source: RefSeq, a predicted model, not a curated record